Messenger RNA from Carya illinoinensis, 1237 nucleotides. Its product is annotated as transcription factor MYB106-like. NCBI's taxonomy places the organism in Eukaryota, Viridiplantae, Streptophyta, Magnoliopsida, Fagales, Juglandaceae. The record is from RefSeq and is a predicted model, not a curated record. Bases 58 to 1122 code for a protein of 354 amino acids. The transcript has 3 exons.
UCGCUUGGAUCAGAGGCCUACGGCCCUACAGUUGUUUUACUUGGGGAGUAUCAAAGAAUGAGUAGGUCUCGAUGCUGCGAGAAGGGGGGGCUGAAGAAAGGUCCCUGGACCCCUGAGGAUGACCAGAAGCUUUUGGCUUACAUCAAAGAACAUGGCCAUGGAAACUGGCGAGCUUUGCCCGCAAAGGCUGGGCUUCAGAGAUGUGGGAAGAGCUGUAGGCUGAGAUGGACCAAUUACCUCAGACCGGAUAUCAAAAGAGGAAAGUUCAGCUUGCAGGAAGAACAGACCAUCAUUCAGCUUCAUGCUCUUAUUGGGAACAGAUGGUCGGCAAUUGCAACUCACUUGCCCAAGAGAACCGACAACGAGAUUAAGAACUACUGGAACACACAUCUUAAGAAAAGACUAACUAAAAUGGGCAUCGAUCCCAUGACCCACAAGCCCAAAAAGGAUGCCCUCGGCUCCGUAAGUGGGGACUCCAAAGACGCAGCAAAUUUAAGCCACAUGGUUCAGUGGGAGAGGGCACGGCUCGAAGCCGAGGCCAGACUGGUAAGGGAGUCGAAGCUGCUUGUGUCCAACCCUAUUCAACAGCAGGUCAUCAUCUCCUCUGCUCCUGCUCAGAACAUCAACAAAACCCUCGCUCAACCUGCACUGCCACCAUGCCUUGACGUGCUCAAAGCAUUGCAACUGCAAGGGUUAUGGUCAAAGUCAACGGGAGCCAGCAUAUUCCCAGUCGCCGGAGACGACCUCGAGUCUCCGACAUUCACAUUGAGCUUGGCCGCCAAUAGCUCGGUUACAUGCGGGGUUGGGAUUAUCAGAGAAGUCUGUCAAAUGCCAGAAGAACUCAAAGAAAGAUGGGAUAACACAAUGCCAUCGCAGGAAAUGACGUAUACCACGGAAAGUGCGUGGUUUGCGGAUUCCUUUAGGGCUAUGAGUGAAAGCACGCCUCUCUCAAAUAUCGUGGAAGGUUUCACUGAUAUCUUGGCCUAUAACAGUGACGACAAGAACUCAUUUUUGGCCGGAGACAACAUAAUGGAAAAUGGAGAUAAAACCUGCAGCGGUAACUUUGAGGAGAAUAAUAAUACUUACUGGAACAGCAUACUCAAUCUAGUGAAUAAUCCUUAGUCGUCUGGUUCUCCUGUGUUUUGAAAUUUUCAAAAAAAAUAAAGAGAAAAAAGGCUAUCGAGAGGUACGUACGUAGCAGAUUAAUUAGUUGUUAUAUCAAAUGAUCAUGCUUACU